GUGAAAUUACACGACAUGGUGCAAUGGAAAUUCCGUCAAAGCAAAUAUCUGAUAAAACCCCAGCUAGCUCAGCGAAGAGUAAUUUAAGUAAAAGAAAGUCUAAAGAAGAUGCAUCAAAAACUGUGUCUAAUAAACAUAAAGAUAAUGGCGAAUCAAGUAAACAAUGUUCUAAAUCUCCCUGCCUUUCGAAAGACGCUGUUUCGGAAAUUCCUAGUUUUCGAAGACACUCAAAUCCAACAAAAGUUUCGCAAGCUUCUCCACGAAAAGACUUUGCAAUGAAAACAGAACUGGAAACGGUUACGAUUACCAAAACUGAAAAGCACGAAGAAGUGACGAUACAGGGAUAUGAUAAACACAUGACUAAACAGAGCAGCGAAUGUGAGUCUAUUUCAGCAACUCUUAGAGGUGAAAAAGAAAUUUCUUCGAAGCAGCUUGAGUAUGGAGGUGCUUUAAUGGAUGGCGAUUGCAUUACGUCUACCACGAGUUUACUUACAUCUAAAAUUGAUUUGAGCAAAUCUACGGUCUCGGUUGAGAGGAAAGAGGUUAAGUCGUCGGUGCUCGAUACGAAACAGGAGAAAAUAAUUAGCUGCGAGGAAAUGAAAGAUGUUCGAACGACCGAGAGUUCUGCAUCGGUUUUAGUGAAAAAGUCUCCGGAUGAAGAUAGCGAAGGGGGCGAGAGUACCGUAAAUCAAAUGUCCGUGAAUGCGUCGCACACGACAUUAGUUAACGUGACCGAGAGCACGAAAAUUAUCCAAAGCGGAUUAAAUGAUGAGCAGAGCAUAAGAUCAACUACAUCGUUAGAAAAUGAUGAGAAAAUCGUAUUAACGGAAGAAACAUCGAGCUCAUCGAACGUCAACGUAAUUGGUAUGUCGAUAAAACUAGAGCGAGAAGUCGAUGACAUUAAUAUUAAGGACGAGGACCGUAACGAAGCGGAUGAUACAUGUACACGUGUAGAAGAGAGUACGGUGGAUAAUUUAAAAUGUACGGUCGAUGUAACGAGUCCUGACGCUCGAGAUAAUACGACAAUAAAACAUCAGCCUCUGGAAAGUGGAGCUGUUGAGUCUGAAUGUUUUCAGAAUGUACUUGCCGAUAAUUUAACAUGGAAAUUUGAAAGCAUAAUGGAACAAUCAGGCAACAUUGAAAGGGACGUUGAUAGCGCAAAUGCAUACGUCGAUGAAAAAUUGUCGGAUGAUAAAUUAAGCUCCGAUGUGAUAAUGUGUGCCGAUGGUAAUGUAACGGCAGUUGAAUCGAAGAAAAUAGCCAACAAACCGCCAUCGUUAGCACAUAAUGUCACAGAAUUAUUAUCAUCGAUGGAUGAGAUAGCAUUAGGCUCCGGUGCGAUUGUCGAGGGAAAAUUUAUUUCCGAAUUAUCAGGAGCCAGGGUUUUAGAAAUUUUAGAACCAGAAAACGAUAGUGUGGAAACGAUAUUUUUAUUGGAUGACGAGGAGCUCUCAAAAAAUGACGACGAAGCAUUACGCGAAAGCUUAUCGAUCGACUCGUUGAGUUCGAUAAAUAAAGGCCUUGACGCGCACUCGCUCGGAUUUGCCGAGAAUAAUGAUAAUGAAUAUUUUUAUGCGGACGAGAGUCGAGAGAGGGGUAAGUCGAACGUUGAAGAUAUCUGUGUGAAAAGACGAGGACAGAGGGAUUCAUUUGAAAUCGAAAGCCCGCCGCUUGUCUCGCCAAGAUCAAAAAUAAUGGAGUUGGAAAUUAAACCCGUCGAUUGGAUGAUUGGCGAUGAGAAAAUAGAAGUGUCGGAACAAUUGCAGCCGUAUGAGGCAUUUGAGAAAGAGCUUGAAGAGUACGAAUCGACGAUUAGAACGGCGAGCGAGGAAAGCGACGCGAAAGUCGUCGAGGCAAAAGCCCUUGCAAUACCGCGAAUAGAAAAAACGAAUUUUGAAUUAUUUGACGAUGAGGAGAAUAUUGAACUAAGCGGAAGCGGAAAGUCGAAAUUCACCGUCGUCCCGGUAAGCGAGCAGGACAUUGAAAUAGAGAGGGAACUAGUUGAAAACGAGUUAGACGUUAGCUGUCAGGAAUUGAUGGAGACACUUCAGAAGGAGCACGAUGCGAGAACGCCAAGAUAUAGUUUAACCGAUGAAAUGUACGCAAAGUCAUUUCAAUUUAGAACGGUGGACGAAGACGAAGAUAUUUUAACUAAUGCCUUCGACAGGUUUGAAAAAUUAAAGUUGAGUGACGUGGCCUUUGAAACAAAAACGGCUGUUAAUGUUAUUGAAAAUGAAGAAUUUAUGAGCGUCGAUGAAUAUUUUCAGCCACUGCCAAGUACUAGUGAGCCGACGACGGAUGGUAAUUUAAUGGAAUUAUACGAGGAGAAUUUCGAGACGUCCCUACAAAUAAAAAAUGAAAGAGCAGAGGGAUCGAGGGAGAACGAGGGAGAGAAGGGAUCGAGUGUCGAAGAAUUAUCGAUGAACAAUCGAGAUUCACUGAUCGAAUGUAUGAAUUUUGGUAAUGAAAUUCAUAGUGAAGAAAUCGUGGAUUUGAGAAACGAGUCCUUGGACAAAUACAAAUCCGUAGGAAAUGAGACGUCGGGCAUUGUCGAAAAGCCCGUAGAACUUAUAGAUUUAAUGAAAAUGAGCGACACUGACGGGACGUCGAUUAAUAAAGCUGAGACAUUGCCAGACAGGGGCGUUGAGGGAAUCGUUGAGUCAAUCGACACGUUCGAGCGAGAUAAUGCAAAUAACAAACAAAAUUGGUCUUACAAUUUAGAGAAUUUUCAAGAUCAACCCGUACCGUCCGAGCUUAUGCUGAAAACGGAGCUCAAAAGCACGGAACUCGAGGCAAAACAUGAUAACGUUGAAUUGUUAUCGUACAAGGUCUUUGAUCCGGAGGAAAGGAAGGAAGUUCGGGAGCCCCGUGAAGUGCAUGGGAUUCAGAAGCCGCCACGAACGGAUAUUCACAGGGACGGGAAAUUUGAUUUUCGUUCCAAAGUCUCGGAUGAUCAUAAACGCAUGAGCGAUAAGCGAGAGAAGCUACACAUGUCCCAUCAAGAGAUAAGCCCAUAUAAAAUGAAGAAGGAGGACUUUCAGAAUGUUGACGCGUGCGCGCGCUAUGGUAUCAAGGUGCUGGACCAAGUGGUAAAAAAAGAAAUAGCCGAGGUAAAGGAGAAUCUCGAAGCGGCUAAACAAGAUCUUAUCGAAGAGCUAAGUGAAAAUAGUGACAAUGUCAUACAAAUCAAGGACUCUCCAUCUGAAUUUCAAUUUAAACUGCAGCCAGAAUCAAUUCCAAAUGAAUUGCCUUUCCUUUAUAAGGCACCUUCAUUGGACAAAGUCAUGGAUACCGACGACUUUACAUCCUCACCGUCCUCUCCGUCAGUUAAACCGCGCGAGUAUGACGAAAUUACGCGCGAAAUUAAGGACGAAAGCUCCCCUGAACAUUGUUCGGCCGAGAUGAAGACUUUGGAUGAUGAUCAGAGUAAAACAAUGAUUAUAGUCGAUAGUGAAUCGGAGGAUAAAAGUUCGUAUAAAGAUACGAAGGAAAGUGUCGAAUCAUUAACCUCGUCGUCGAAGGCCGCAACUCGCGUGGGUUCCGAUCCCGAAGUUACCAGCAAGGAUGAAACAUUCUCUUUACAACCACCACAACCAGUGCCACGUCGUCGACAAAAAUCUUCGCAAUGUCGUCGUCGACAUUUCACUUCGGAAAGUGAGGCAGACGUCUCGAGCAGCGGAGAAAGUAAUUACCAAUCGUGUGAAUACGAGAGUGGCAGUCGUCCCUGCUCCUCGGACGUCGAGGCUCUUCAAUCCGCAGCUCAGGCUAGCUCGACAACUGCCUCGGAAUACGAAUCGGCAAUAAUGUCACUCGAUCAUUCGUCCUCAAAGGCAUUGACGUCGCAGGAUUAUCACACAGCGGUGAGCUCAAUGAGUUCGCGAGAAUCGGUGAAAUCCUUAAAUUCAAUAAGCUCCGGGCAAAUGGGUAGCAUAGAUAGUGAAUUAUCAGAGACAUUGAUAGCCUCUGAGCCGGAGAUGGACGGAGAUGAAAUCGAUGAAAAUUUGGAAAAUAUACUGGACGAUGAUACGAAAAUAUCUAAUUAUACAUCGGAGGAUGAAAUCGAGAAGUCACAUCACGAAUUUGAUUCGGAUAUUCCUUGUAUGAUGAAACGUUCUAGCGAAAUGAUCUUCAGUCAAGUGAUCAACACAGAACAAUUAUCCAAGGGAUUGAGUUCGGAUAUUAGGGAAAGUGACGGAUCGUUGCUCUCAACUUCCGCCAAGCUUCCAUUGAAAAUUCAAUUGGAUCACGUCGAUUUCACGAGACAAGAACGAACGAACGACAACAGCACCGCUCGCAGUACAAUUUCUCAAGUUAUUUUUAAUGAAGAAAACGAGGCCGUACACGAGCCUCUUGACGAGCCAUCGUCAAGCCCUUUGGAGCAAAUAGAUGGAAAAGGAGAAAGUUCCUUGGGCGAUGCGGACUCUUUGGAAAUAAAGCAUACCCCAACAUCGAGUAUCGACGAUGAGAAUACAGAAGAUCCUAAUCCUAAUUCUGGUUUAUCGUUACAGCAGCAGUUAAGUAUGACGUCGUCGUCAAUGUCGGGAGUUUCAUUGGAAACGGUUAUUGAAAAGGAGCAUGCGGAUAGAAAUUCCGAUAGCGACUCGUUUGAACUGGUCGAUAAGCCCGAUCUCAUCGAUGAUUUCAUCGUAGUUGAAGAGGUCGGUCGCGAGGCUGAGGAAUUCGACGCCGAAGGUAAAGGCGUUCGUAUCACUUCGGCGUCGCACAUCGGUGGUAAGAGCUUUGAUCGGGAAAUCGAGAAUCUGGUAGCCGAGAGGCAAGAGGAUCAAAAGUCUCAGGCCCAUUCGGCGCACAGUAACGCCGACCUCUUUGACUUCGAAUCGGAAGAAAGUCCACCACAAGCAUCGAACGAUGAUCAAUAUUCGCAAUCGUGCUCCGACGACGAGCAAUACAACGAGGGCAGCAAAAAGUGGAUGGAAAUGCAAUUCCGUCCGAGCGAAGCUCGUUUUUACGAGAUGGAGUACGAGCGCGGCCCACUCGAAGAUAUCAAGGAGGAAGAAGUGACGGAUUUCGAGGCAGGAAGCAGUCGUUUCGGUAGCAUAGGCAGUCAAAAGGAGUCGAUCGGUAGUAUCGGUAGUAUGCGUGGCAGCUUCGGUAGUACUCCCGAUAAUUACGAAGCCCUUAUGGCUAAGCGCUAUUUCAAGCCAACGGACCACGAUAAUAUAUCGCUGAGCUCGCUGCAGGAGUUCGAGCACCUGGAGAGCGCGGUUGCGCUGGAGAAUGCAAAGAAACGUGACAAUCGGCAGAGCGGCUCGCAGGACUCGUCGAGUAAUGGAAGUUUAUCGAAGAAAUACAUCAUUGGCAAAUCGGGUCUCGGUGACGACGUAUCCUUGUCGUCGGUCAAGGACUUCGAAGUCUUGGAGAAGGCGUGCCGAGAGGCGCACAUGAUCGAGCUUCGAGCUCGGGAGGAAGAGGACUUGUUGGAUCACGAGAGCCCGGAAAAUCGAUAUAAGCUGGAGAACUUGGCGAGAGCAAAGAUCGAAAGUCAAGGGAGUGCUCCCGAGUCCUUCAAUCCGAGCACAUCGGGCUCCGAUGAUUAUGAGAAACGUAUUAAGGAGAUCGACGAGAUAAUAAGACUGGCGCAAGCUAACGUUGAGAAAAUUGAUAAACAAGACGAUACAAACGACGAUAUAUCGCAAAUGGAAUUGACGGAUGCUGGCGAUAAAUCAGUUGUACCUCCCGCGAUUAUUCCGUCUGAAGCAUCAGUCGCGCAGGAAUCGGCAGGAGGAUUAAGUGAAAUGAACGUGAUGGAAACAAGUACAGAUUCGUUAGAGCUCGAAGGUAGACAAAAUUAUAAUGUUAUGUGUCGAAGUUCGGACUCUUUAGAAUUAAAAACUACGCUCGACUAUCCGUCAUUAAGCUCAGAUUCCUUAAAUAAUUUUAAAGAUCCCAAAGAAGAACAAGACAAACAAUGUAGUAUUCGUAGACGAAUCUCGUCGGAUAGUUUGGAAACUCCUGUGCUGGAAUCGCAGGACACGCAUAAAGAAGAAAAAGGGAAGGAUAGAAUAGGCGAAAGUUAGAUUUCAAUGUAAAGAUUUACAUUAU
Messenger RNA from Ceratosolen solmsi marchali, 6063 nucleotides. RefSeq lists its product as uncharacterized. NCBI's taxonomy places the organism in Eukaryota, Metazoa, Arthropoda, Insecta, Hymenoptera, Agaonidae. The record is from RefSeq and is a predicted model, not a curated record. Bases 24 to 6038 code for a protein of 2004 amino acids. The transcript has 4 exons.